CCCAGCCAAAAUACGGAGUAAGCAAACAGUCUCUGCUACUUACUGUCUGUGUGACCUUAGCUGGAGUGUCUCUGCCCACUGUGGAGGAGACUGCAGUGGAUUAUCUUUUAAGGGCCCUGCCAACUCUGACUCUCUCGGUCUAUAGCCCUGAAUGCAGUAACACUUAGGAGAGGUCAGAGUAUAUUUCUUGUAAUUCCAACACCCCCACGAAGUAGAUACUACUGCUCUCCCCAUUUUACAGAAGAGGCUGCUGAAGAGGGUAAUAACUUACCCAAGGGCAGGAAGCCCACAGAGAAGCAUGACCUUGAUGGAGAACCUAGGACAAGGAAAUUUCCAUGAGACAGACAGAGACGUAGAAUUCUGGGGACUUCCCAGCAGGGGGAUUGAUUUGGAGCUGGGGCUGAUGUUUAUUGCAUGUGCACCAUGCCUCCCCACCACUCCCUUGCAUCGGAUCAGCUCACUGGAUCCCCGAACCCUACCAGGUCGUGUUCUUCCUCCCUGUUUCAAAGAUGAUGACACUGAAGACCAGAAAAAUUAAGCCAUUUGCUCAAGGUCCCAUCGCUGGUGAGCUGGAACUGGAACCAGAGAAAUAUGUCUGUAGCGUCCUCAUUUCUUACAAAUGAGCAGUUUUGUUGAAGUAGAACAUAUACAUAGAAAAAUGCAUAGAUCAUGAGCACAGAGCUCAGUGAAUUCUCACAAAGUGAACACACUCAUCUAACACACCACCCAGAUCAGGAAAUAGAACAUGAUCGGCACCUAGCAGCUCCUCACCCUUUCCUGGUCGUCAUACACUCCCCAAGAUGGAGAAACUGAGCUAUCUGCAACCACUUAGAAACUGCCUUGAGGCCUGUGUCAGCGUGAUGGAAGCGGAAUUCUAACCCAGAUCCUCGGCGUUGGCUGUUUGCAACAUCCCCUGCCUCACUGUCAGCCGAGCCUGGAUUUCUGCUGUGAAACUCGGGAACACAUUAGAGGUUCAGGGAUGUUUGCGUGAACAAAUAUCCCGGGCCCUCACUGGUGCAGUGCUUCCUCUCAAAAGCCUUAUGGCAGCCCUUCUAGGGGACCCAUCUACUCCAGAGGGCUCUUCCUCCAGCCACAUGAGCUUCUGGGUUGCUUUUCAGGAUCUCCAGCAGAGUCCCACCUCAUAGUCUUUGUACUUGCUCUUCCCUCUGCUGGGAGCAGCAUCUCUUCCCCCAGGUACCUGCCUGGCAUUCUCUUUCACUGUUCCAGUGGCACCUCCUGAGCAAGGCUUCCCCCAACCCUGACUCCCUACCUGCACCCCUAUCUAAAUAACACAAUCCGUGCUCUCUCCUUCCACUCCCUUUUUCUUGGAGUGUUUAUUACACUUGACCCCAUAUUCUAUAUAUGUAUUUGUUUAUUAUCUGUCUCCUUCCACUAGAGCAUAUGUACCAUGAGGCAAAAUGCCGUUUUGGUUGCUGCUUUUUUCCCAGGGCCCAGAUGUACGUGGCACACAGUAGGCAAUAAAUCUUGAGUGGAAAGAGGAAUUAAUCAGCACAGAACUUCACCAAGAUACAAGUGGCCUCCAUGAAGGAAGGAUAAGUAGAAUUUAAAUUCACCGCUUUGCUAACAGUGGCAGUGCCUGGACUUUAGCCAGAGUCUGGUCUUUAGCUGAGACAAAGACCGGAGGUUGGGCGGAGGGGCCAAACCCAGUGGGGCAGCUCAUCUGUUAGCCAGCAAGUCAGGGAUCCCUCUCCUGCCCCUCUCUGACUGCUAAUGUGACCCUCCCCCAAUGUCCCCAGACAGCCAAGGUGCCCCGCCUUAGAGCAUCAGAGAGGAGAACCAGCCGCAUAUUGUCAGAGGUGACAAUAGGGCUCCUGUGUGCCGCGGGUGGUUGGAGAGGGCAUGGACUCAGGCAAAUGAGCUGGGGUGCCCACAGAUAUAGAGGCGUACGGGUGGUCGGGGCUCUGCUUCCACAUCAGUGCUCGCUAGAAUGGGGGGCCACCUGAGGCAGUUCAGCCUGGUCAGGGGGCCCGAGGGGGCCGGGGACAGCCAGGCCCCGGCUAAGCUGCAGGAGCUGGCCCUGAUGUGGUUCACGGAGACGCAGGCCCCCCUCAUUUUGCAAAAUGGAGCCCUGCCCCCCUGGUUUCACGGAUUCAUCACCCGCAAGCAGACAGAGCAGCUGCUCAGGGACAAAGCUCUUGGCUCCUUCCUCAUCCGCCUCAGAGACUGGGCCACCGGCUACAUCUUGUCCUACAGGGGCAGUGACUGCUGCCGGCAUUUUGUCAUCAACCAGCUCCAAAACCGGCGCUACCUCAUCUCAGGGGACACCCAGAGCCACGGCACCCUGGCUGAGCUCGUGCGCCAUUACCAGGAGGUGCAGUUUGAGCCCUUCGGGGACACCCUGGCUGCUGCCUGCCCCCGGCUAGAGAACAGUAAUCUAUAUGACGCCAUCACCCUGGGCCUCCAUCAGACCAAUCUGGGCCUGGAAAACCCGCCUGCUGCAGUGUCCCCCACGGUGGUCCCAGACAAGGCUGCCAGCUCCUGUCCCUCUCCAAAGCCCCAGGUCUCCUUCCUCUACAAAAAGAAGAGCCUGGAUGCAAGUCCCUGGAACCUCCCCAAGGAAGAAAGCAUGGAGGCCCCCGUCAAGGUGCCUCCCCUCCCGGAGAGGAGUGCUUCCCUUCUGGACGAGUCUUUUGGAGGCCCCCACAACAUCAUCUGUGCAGAUCUGAGAAGGAUGAACCAGGCACGGCUAGGCCGGGACACAGAUGUGUCUGGCAGGCAGGGGCCAGUCCCAGCCAGCAGCCAGGCCUUCUCCCCAGGCAAGGAGGCCCUGAGGAGACUCUCAGAUGGAAGCCAGAACAAGCCUGAUGGCCCGGGACCUGCCCUCUCUGGGGUGAGCCCAGACCAGGGCCCUAGAGUGUCUCCCACUUCUUGGGGCCUUCUCCUGCCCCCCGGCUCUGAGGCUCUAGGAUCCUCAGCUGCUACCUGGAGUCAGGGGUCUCCAAAACGGAGCCGUUCUGCAGACAUCCAUGAGCUCAUCCGGGCAGAAGGCCUCCUAGAGGAGGCCAGGGACGUGCCAGACCAAGGAGGCAGCAGUACCUACGAGCAGAUCACAGUCUGCUGGGGUGGCCCAGCCAGGCCCCCCUAUGCUGGAGCAAGUCCCCCAUAUAGCAAGCUUUCAGGGUCCACAGACUGUGGCUAUGAGAGGAUAUUGGGGGCCCCGGAGCUCCCAGAGCCCAGGAACGCCUAUGAACAAAUCCCGGCAGCCAGGAGCAAGGAGACUGGAUGGACACAUAAGCCUGACGAGCUCCAGAGGCUCUUCUUCACAGACAAGAAGCACAAAUCCUGAGGAGGCCUGGCUUUCUGAAGCUCACCAGCGGGUUCCCCGGUAUCUGGGCUAUGCCAGGGCUUACUGGGAAGCUCUCAGCUUGCUUGAAGGCACCCCUUGCACCCUCAGAUCGAACCAGCCUGCUCUGGAACAAGGCUCCGAGACAGCCUAGGGGACAGGAUGGGAGGGGACCUUCCAGCUGCCUGCAGCUCAGGGCUGUGCCCUGCUUCCCCAGUGCCUCCCACCCAUCCAGAGGAAAUCAAGGCCCGAGAAGAGUGGGGACUGGCCAAAGGCCACCCGCAUUUCCAAGGUGAGCAGGCUGGGCCUGGACGGAUUGGCCGUGCUGACCUCCCACCACUGAACACUUACUGAGCGUGGGGCAGGCCCUGUGGCAGCGCUGGCAUUUUCCUGACUGACCGAGUGAUGUCAUUCAGUUGCUCUUGAGACCAACCAGUGCCCCUCCUCGUGGCCCCAUCAGCAGAAAGGAGGGAGGGCCCAGGGCCACAUCCCUGCUCCUGCCCCAGGGGGGUUGGGGCAAGAAACCAGGGAAGUAGCAGCAAAGCCCCGUCCUCGGAGGUGAUGGUUCUGACCCUGGGGCACCUGGGCUCCCAGGGACCAUCCCCUCAGCCCCUCUCUGCCCCCACCUUCAUCCCAGCCUCAUAAUGCAAGCUGGGCAGACCCGGUCUGACCCUUUUUGCUGCAGAUCGGGGAGACGGAGACCCGGAGAGGAGCAGCCACCUGCCAGUCGGUCAGCCUGGGCAUUGCUGGUCGGUUUCUGGAGCCAGCCAGUGGGUACUUGCUGGCGUCCCUAUCUGACCAGGUCACCCUCAUCUGCCCUCUGCCUCCAGCCAGCCUUGGCCUUUAGGGGUGGCUCUCAGACCCCUCCCAUGAGACCCAGACCCCACCUGGUGGCCCUUAGGCCUUGCCCAGGCAUCAGCUCUACACAUGGGGCCCUCAGGCCUCUCACUACAGCCAUUCCCUCAGGUCAGCCUGGCUCCUCUGUCCCCUUCCCUUGGGAUCCCACUCCCCCUCAUACCCAUGUGUCCCCACCUCCAUAAGGGUGAGUAAUUGGGCUGCUGCCCCCUGCCCACUGCCCCCAGGCAACUAACCCUCCCCAGAGAGAACACCGCAGCCCACCUCGGGCCCCCUCCCUGGGCAGAGUUGGCUCAGUUCACAUUUGUGGGGAAAACCUACCCACAGUGGCCUCUUGGCUAUGCAGCGUCUCGCUCUGAGAAGCGGGGCUCUAAGAGUCCCUACCUCCCAGGGGGGUUGUAGGGACUGAGAGUAAAUGAGCAGCCUGCUCAAGGCUGUACGGUUGGUCGCCCCUCCUAAGGCAGGCCCAAGCCUGGCUGGCCGCCUGGGUCAGCCUGGGCGCUGCUGGGCAGUUUUGGGAGCCAGCCAGUGGGUGCUUGCUGGCCAGCCCUAUGUGAUCUGUUCACCCUGUACCUGAUACAUGGUCCGUACUCCAUAAAUCUUCACCGGAAUGACUAUCACUAUGAGGGAAAUGGAAACGGUUUUCACCCAACACCUCUUCACGG
Messenger RNA from Delphinapterus leucas (beluga whale), 4824 nucleotides. NCBI's taxonomy places the organism in Eukaryota, Metazoa, Chordata, Mammalia, Artiodactyla, Monodontidae. The record is from RefSeq and is a predicted model, not a curated record.